AUGCCGUCGAUUGCCCUGGCUGGAGUUACCUUGGACUGGGCUGAUACCCUGGAAACAAUCUGCAUUGAGUCAGUUGGAAAGGGUUUUACUGAAUUCAAAUCGGUGCACACAUUAAGCGACGAUUUCGACUUUUCUUCCAACCCCAACGACAACGAAAAUGAAGAUUCAGAGAGCGACGACAAGAGCCAAGAAAGUGAAUCCCCUGCGAUUGACUUGUUUUCCCUCUCGGAGCAAGAUCUUGACGCUUUGGAUUACUACAAGGUGUUACAUCUGCCUUUCAAAGCCACUUUGUCUCCCGACGAUGUCAAGAAGGCGUAUCGCAAAGCCUGCUUAAAAUAUCACCCUGAUAAGUCAGGUCGGGGAGAAGAAGAUGCAGUGUUCCUCAAAGUGAAGGCUGCUUUCGAUAUUUUGAGCACACAAAAGCUUGCCUACGACUCUACAGAGAUGCCAUUUGACGAGAGUAUACCAGAUGAGAAAACCGACAACUUCUUCGAGGAUUUUGGCAGCUGCUUCCAAAGAAACCUUCACUUUGAUGCCAGAUUAUUGCCGACCUCAAACAAGAAGAGCAACAGAAGGAAAUCGCGUAGUUCCAGGACUAGCAUGCUGAAACCACUUUCAUUGGGGGACGAGUCUACACCGAUUGGUGAAGUAAAUCAGUUCUACGACUAUUGGGCUCACUUCGAGUCAUGGAGAGACUUUGGGAUGCAGGCCUCGCGAGAAUUAGAGACGCAGGACCAGCUGGAGCAGGCAGAAUCCAGAUAUGAGAAAAGAUGGUAUCAAAAGGAAAUUGACAAACGCGCCAAGAAAUUAAAGCAGCAGGAGUUGUCUAGAAUCACAACUUUACUGGAAAGGGCAAUGGCGGCAGAUCCACGUCUACUACAAGAGAAACAAAGGCUUAUCAGAGAGAAGGAAGAGAAACAAAGACGGCGAGAAGAAGAGGCGCUCGAGAAGAAACGGCAAGAAGAGGAAUCACGGCUUGCGGAGGAGCGGAAGCAAAAGGAAGUUGAAGAACGGAAGAAAGAGGAAAAACUACAACGCGAAAAGGAGAAGAAACUACUUCGAAAGACGAAGCAGGUUUUCAGACGCCAUGUUAGUGAAGCGUUGGCAUCUUUGCUGGAGUCCGAACAUGCAUUGGAAGACGAAGUCGAUAUGAUUUGUUCCACUUUAAAUCGGGAACAACUCACCAAGUUGAACACAAACCUGGACUCGAAGUCAUCACCAGGAGAAGUGCUAGAGCUCGUCCGGAAACGCGCGAACAAUGUGAAGAAUAUGGAAAAAGAGGCAGAAGAGGCACCUGUAGUAGUCGCAAGCACGACAAAUUCGGACAAAAGCGCCACAGGUCCCAAAAAGAAGCCCUUCACAAAAGAUGAAAUGUCUACAUUGGCAAAGGGUGUGAAAAAGUUCCCUCCUGGAGGAGCAAACCGUUGGGACCAAAUUGCUUCAUAUAUCAAUAAUGUUUGCCACCCAGAGAUGCCUCGAACGCGAGAAGAGUGCAUCGAAACAUUCAACCAGAAUAAGGCAUCCACGGCCAGUCGAAAUGGAACAAAUGCUGCUGCUGCAACGACAGAUGCACCGGCAACAGAUGGUGCUUCGACAGAAGAUUCCUGGUCUGACGAACAGGACAAGGCGCUGCAAGCCGCUCUUGCGAAGUUUCCUGCAUCAAUUGACAAGAAUGAGCGAUGGGCAAGCAUUGCCAAAAGUGUCGAGGGGAAAACCAAAAAACAAUGUGUCCAGCGGUUCAAAGUAAUCCGAGAUGCAAUAAAGAAUAGAAAGUGA
Molecule: messenger RNA, 1776 nt
Organism: Cylindrotheca closterium
Lineage: Eukaryota; Bacillariophyta; Bacillariophyceae; Bacillariales; Bacillariaceae
Source: the annotation of a GenBank genome assembly